AUGCUUGCUGUUGUAAGAUACCUGUUCAAAGCACUGACUCUAGCAGCCAUGUUUGAAAGGCUAGAUGUGCUCUGUAAGAUAAGACUUGGGAUUUCAAUUUUGCUUUAUCUUUUUGGUGACUUACAGGAACUCCAGGAUGGCAUUGGGCAGCGGCAAACUGUUGUCAAAAUACUGAAUACAACUGGCGAAGAAAUAAUUCAACAGUCUUCAAAAACAGAUGCCAAUAUUCUACAGGAAAAACUAGGAAGCUUGAGUCUGCGGUGUCAGGAGAUCUGCAAACAGCUGGCUGAAAGGCAAAAGAGGAUUGAAGAACAAAAGAAUGUCUUGUCAGACUUUCAAAGAGAUUUAAAUGAAUUUGUUUUGUGGUUGGAAGUAGCAGAUAAUAUUACUAAUACUCCACUUGGAAAUGAGCAGCAGCUAAAAGAAAAGCUUGAACAAGUGAAGUUGCUGGCAGAAGAGUUGCCCCUGCGCCAAGGAAUUCUAAAACAAUUAAAUGAAACAGGGAGAGCAGUACUUGUAAGUGCUCCCAUAAGACCAGAAGAGCAAGAUAAACUUGAAAAUAAGCUCAAACAGACAAAUCUCCAGUGGAUAAAGGUCUCCAGAGCUUUGCCUGAAAAACAGGGAGAACUUGAGGUUCACAUAAAAGAUUUUGGGCAACUUGAAGAGGAGCUAGAUCACCUGCUUCUGUGGCUCUCUCCUAUUAGGAAUCAAUUAGAAAUUUAUACCCAAGCAAGUCAAACUGGACCAUUGGACCUAAAGGAAACUGAAGGAGCAGUUCAAGCUAAACAACUGGAUGUGGAAAGGCUUUUGUCUAAAGGGCAGCAUUUGUAUCAGGAAAAGCCAAGCACUCAGCCAGUGAAGAGGAAGUUAGAAGAUCUGAGGUCUGAGUGGGAGGCUGUAAACCAUUUACUUCGGGAGCUGAGGACAAAGCAACCUGAUCGUGUCCCGGGACUGACCACUGUUGGAGCCU
This is a messenger RNA of Cricetulus griseus (Chinese hamster), 970 nucleotides long. Lineage: Eukaryota; Metazoa; Chordata; Mammalia; Rodentia; Cricetidae. The record is from RefSeq and is a predicted model, not a curated record.